UCCAAUACCAGCUUGGCUGCAGGAGGAAUAGGAGCGUGUAGGUCUCCCCGUGUGUUUCUUUCCAUCGCGGCGCAAAGGGAUCCUACAGUUUUGGAAAGCUGGUCGGCUUGAGGAGUGACUACCCGCGGAGAGUCGUAACGGAGCUCUUUCUACCAGUGACUCAAACUCCCUUGGGUAAUAACGAAAGUGGCGCUUAACCUGCUUUAAGCAAUGAUGAUGGUCAUUUGGAAAAAACACAGCAUGAAAUCAUCAUUCUGGUAGAUUGCCUCAGUACAAAUAGACCUCUGAAUGAAGCAACCACUAUACACAGGUGAGGAAUAAGAAGAUGUUUCCUUUGGAUUGUUCCUCCCAAGAUAUAAUGGACAAGACCACCAAGCCAGUGCAGCUCUGAAAUACCUGGAGAGACGGACAAAGGACAAGAAAAUCAUCCAUGAACAGGAGAACUCAAAUUAAUUGGGAACUGAAGAGGGAUAUAAUCAAUUUUCUGUACUGCUGUCUUCAGGAGUCUUUGGCCAAUUCUCAAAGAAGCCUUCAAAAAGCCUAUUAUCCCAGCAGUAUUAUUACCUGCAUUUCCCUCCAGAAAGACAGGGGUUAAUACAAUAGUAAAAAAAUGUCUAUGUGUUCUUGCAUAGGCAUUGUGAAUUGUCCUGGUUGGAUUGGUUCUGAAACAUUUCUAGGGGAUGCCAGAGGAUAUCUCCGAAUCUAGUUUCAACGGAAUAUACUGACCACAUUGUUAAUCUCCCACUCACUGUGAUUGCUUGGUCCUACACAUGACCACUUUUUAUUGACAUUAACAUGGUCAAAGGAAAUGCUGAUCUGAUAGUUCUGGUUCUUUAAAAUAAAUGUUUGUCUUCUUUGAACAUCACAUAGUAGAAAAGCUAAAACUCUCUGCAAUUCUUUGCUGACAUAACAUUCCUGAGAUAACUUGACCCAUAGCAUAAAAUAAGAAAAUAUAUACAUACCCAUAAUUAAAGAUUUCCUUUUAGGUGGGUCUAUAUGUGUUCCUAGCAUGGGGAGAGGAGUGGAGUCAAAGUUAAGACCUAUUAGAACCUGUCAAGGAGCAUUGUGUUGUCAUACAUCAUCCUUAGCUGUUUCUAUUGUAAAUCAGUGUCAAAUGUUCACAUUCUCCUGAAUUCAGCACUACCACUUUCUAAUUUCAUUUUUUAACAUUUUAAAUGUCCCUUCCCAGCCUUUUAACAUCGCAUUGAUGAAUUUUGAAUUGUAAGGACCUCCAAUGUCUUUUAUGGGUUACUAAAUGCAGACUCUAUCAUUUAUGAUAUUUCUAGUGUUUAUUUCGUAUCUAUAGAUUGGUUAAGGAAAAAUAAAAUCUUCAAAAUUGGAAACAUUUUCCAAGUGUUGCCCUAGUCUGUUUAUAUAAUGAACACAAUAAGAACAAAAAAGUCUACACAUUUCUUGAACACUUUGUUUUUUUAAAACAGAAAAAAGACCACAACAUUGAAGAACACCUUUUUUAAAGCAUCACAGGAGUUGGGCAUUGCAGCCAAGAUUAAAAAGCUUAAAAAAACCUGAAAGUGGAUUUUGCCUUUUUCAGAUCCUUUCGGAACCAAUUUUGGAAUAAACAGAGGUGACUUACAGAAUGACAAAGUUUGUUCCUUGUAUAUAAAUACCAGUUGACGUUGUUUGUAAAAAAGUACACAGCUCCUGACUACAUCUGUGAAACCAGUGCAGAGGAACCAUAAUUUAUUUUGAUGAUGUGCAAGUGGGACUGUUAUAUUCUAACUAAAUCCAUCAGUCAAUGAAAGAAGUCCUGAUUUCAGGAAAGGUUUGCAAGUGGCGCUAUUUCUGUUUCCCUGAAAGGAUUUGGAGCUGAACUUUCUAAUUGGUGCGGAAACUGUGAACAGCUGGAGAAUCACAGCUUCAGUUUCUUUGAUUCACAUUCCCAGUCUCCAUGUAGGAUUUGAGAGGGAUGCAUCAUGGCUCCAUCCAGGAGAUUGGGAACUUCCUUUGUGCUGCUGAUUCUGGGAGUCUUGGACCACUGUGGAUCUGUGUUCUCUAUGGGCAAAAGGACUAGUGCACCUCAAGGGAAAGCUGAGGACAUGAGCUUGAUGUCACAUGAGAGGGUAAAAAGAGGAUGGGUGUGGAACCAAUUCUUCGUCGUGGAGGAAUAUACUGGGACUGAACCCCUCUAUGUUGGGAAGAUCCACUCAGAUUCAGAUGAAGGGGAUGGCUCCAUUAAGUACACCAUAUCUGGAGAGGGCGCAGGUACUAUCUUCAUCAUCGAUGAGAUCACUGGUGACAUCCAUGCUACUGAGAGACUGGACCGGGAGGAAAAGACUUUCUACACACUUCGUGCACAGGCCCGCGAUCGUCUCACUGACCGGCCACUUGAACCCGAGUCCGAGUUCAUCAUCAAGGUGCAGGAUAUCAAUGACAGCGAACCCAAGUUUCUGGAGGGACCCUACAUUGGAAGUGUGCCUGAGUUGUCACCCAUCGGGACAUCAGUGAUGAAGGUGACAGCCUCAGAUGCAGAUGACCCCACCUACGGCAGCAGUGCCAGAGUGGUGUACAGUGUCUUGGACGGAGAGAGGUUCUUUACUGUGGACAGCAGGACCGGAGUUAUACGGACAGCUGUGGCUGACCUGGACCGGGAGACACAGGAUCGUUACGAGCUGGUUGUCAAAGCGACAGAUAUGGCAGGCCAAAUGGGUGGUCUUUCCGGCUCAACAACUGUUACAAUAGUGAUCACUGAUGUCAAUGACAACCCUCCUCGGUUUCCACAAAAGAUGUACCAGUUUUCAGUGUCUGAAGGGGCACCAGUAGGUACUCCGGUGGGCCGGGUGAUGGCUGAGGAUGCCGACAUGGGAGAAAACACAGACAUGAGCUACUUCAUUGUAGACGAAGAAGGAGGGGAGCUCUUCCGCGUCACCACUGAUGGAGACACUCAGGAAGCUGUUAUCAUUGUACGCAAGCCCCUAGAUUUUGAGAGUAAGCGCACUCACAAUGUUGUGGUGGAAGCUGUCAACAAGCAUGUGGACCCUCGCUUUGUGGACCUGGGCUCCUUUCGGGACCAGACAAUCGUUCGGGUGAGCGUGACAGACACCGACGAGCCUCCCCUUUUUCGUCCCCCGGAGGGUGUGAUCUUGGCUGUGCAGGAGGACGCAAGACUUGGGGCACUGGUGGGCAUUGUGACGGCUAUGGACCCUGACAUGGAGAAUGCACCUGUUAGGUACUCCAUUGAUCGGGGCACUGACCAAGAGAAAAUCUUUAACAUCGACCCUGUGACAGGAGCCAUUACGUUGGGCAAGAUCUUGGACAGGGAGACAGCAGGCUGGCACAACAUCACUGUGAUGGCUGUGGAAGCAGACAACGCAUCCCAGUCCUCCAAGACAUCUGUUAGCAUCCGAAUUCUGGAUGUGAAUGACAACCCUCCUGAACUGGCCACACCUUAUGAAGCCUCCAUUUGUGAAGAUGCCAAGCCUGGUCAGCUCAUUCACACCAUCAGCGUCGUUGACAGGGACGAACCACAGACAGGACACCGCUUCUACUUCACUCUGGCUCCUGAGGCUGCUAACAAUCGGCACUUCACCCUGUGGGAUGUUAAAGACAACACAGCUGGCAUCAGGACCCAGCGCACUGGCUUCAAUAGGCGAGAGCAGAAUGUCUACUUGCUCCCCAUCCUAGUAGUGGACAGUGGGCCUCCUGCCCUCAGCAGCACGGGCACCUUGACCAUCCGAGUGUGUGGCUGUGACACAGAUGGCACCAUCCAGUCCUGCAACUCCACAGCCUAUGUCAUGUCGGCUGCCCUGAGUCCUGGGGCGCUCAUCGCACUCUUGGUGUGCAUGCUUAUUCUAAUUGUUUUGGUGCUGCUCAUCCUGACGUUGAAGCGCCAUCGCAAGGGCCAGCGAAUGUCAGAGGAUGAGGAGGACAUGCGGGACAAUGUCAUCAAGUACAACGAUGAAGGUGGAGGAGAGCAGGACACGCAGGCCUAUGACAUGAGUGCCCUCCGCAGCCUCUAUGACUUCCCAGAGGUGAAAGGGGCAGACUCGGGGCCUGACCUCCGCUCGCUACCCCAGUGGAUCCAGAGCCACAACAGUGAGGGUGAGGGCCCAGCAGACUUCUCCGUGUUCCGGGGGUACAUCCGCAAGAAGGUGGAGCAGGCCGAUGCUGACCUCUCGGUGCCGCCCUACGACUCCUUCCAGACCUACGCCUUUGAGGGCUCCAGCUCUCCAGCGCUGUCCCUCAGCUCCAUCCAUACCCUCUCCACCACUUCAGAGCAGGACUUCUCAUACCUUGCCAACUGGGGGCCCCGUUUUCGGCAGCUGGCCAGUCUUUAUGCGGCAGGACACCCUGAGGAAGAAGGCUCCUAGCACCCUUGGUUGCCAGUUCUGCCCCCCCAACCUCCCCUUCACCCCAAAACCUGCCAACAGCCCCACACCAUUCUCAAUCCCUAACCCCCUUGGAAGAAAUCUGCAAAUACGUCUGCGUUUUUUCAAAUCCACGUGGUUCUGGAGCAAUCCAAGAAGUGUGACAUCCACAGGCAGGCUUUGUAAGUGGUGGGGAAUAGGCAGCUUAAUACCCUGAGGGAGAACACAGAAAUGGACUCACACCCUCAUAACUGAAAUGAAAAACGUAGUUGAAAAGAAUUACAAGGAAAGUUGACAUGUCAGAAAGCGGCAAAGGGGGAUUUCACUGAUUUUGGAAACCCUGAAGAUUGCCAAACAAUGAAAUGUGCUGCGCCUUUUGUAUCUUUUUUUGUGUUGUUUUUUUAUUUUUGUAAACACAAGUAAUGUGUACUUUUUGUAUUAGAAUAGUUUGGUUUUGUCUGAGUGCUAUGUCUCUAGGAGCUUAUGGAAGCUUAUAACUUAAUAGAAUGAAAUCCAAAGAGAAUAUAACUCUGCAAUUCCAAACUUGUUAUUUAUUUAUCUAUUUAUUUACUUAUUUUCUUACUUAUUUAUUUGAGGUGUUGGUGCCAGUAUACUGCUUUGGACAGCAAGUACCUAAACUUGGGGAAAAGGAGGCAAAUUAUUUUCCGAGGGAGACACCAAGCGCAAAUCCAGUACAUCAGCUCUGCUUUUUUAAAUUUAAAAUCAGCUUAUUCAGAACUAUACUCAAAAAAAGAGUUUUGGUCUACCACCUGAGAAUGGUGUUAGACUUAAAGAGACUUCAAAAAGUCCAUAUAUAUAUGUGUUUUUUUUUCUAUGAACACUUUUGUAAUUUGAAAAAUAAAAGACUACAGCUUUUGAUGGUGGAUGGGGAAAACAAUAUAUAUAUAUACUGUAUAAACCAAUUUCCAGAGAGACUAACUGAGGAAUCUGCGGUUUCAUCAAAGUGCUGACAACCAUGCAUCUCUUCUAUUAUAAUGCUUUCUGAGUCAGAACAAAUAGAAAAGUGAAAUGUGUGGACAUUCUCUUUUUGUUUGUUUCUUUGUCCUUUUUCUUUUCUUUAGCAGGUUUAAGGAGUAUUUGUUAAAUAGCAGCAAUAAUGAGAAAACAUACUUUAAAGAAAAAGAAAUCUAUGAGUAAUGUAAGAUUUUGAUAUUAUUGUUUCUUGAGGUCCUACACAUCUGUUCCUGAGUGAGUUUAGUUCCUACCACACCUGUGAGUGUGACCGUGUCUAAGCUUUGUUUUCUGCCUUGAAUUAUUGGUUUGUUAUUUAUUAUUUUUGUUUUAAUUAGGGGCCUAUAGUUUCUGAAAAUUUGUAUCACCCAUCCCCAGUGCUGGUAAAAAUUUCAAUGUCAACCUUUACUUGCAGAUGUAUGGGUAAUAAAACUAAAAUCAAUAAAUAUUUUAAGGAAAUUA
Molecule: messenger RNA, 5759 nt
Organism: Lepisosteus oculatus (spotted gar)
Lineage: Eukaryota; Metazoa; Chordata; Actinopteri; Semionotiformes; Lepisosteidae
Gene: cdh22
Product: cadherin-22
Biological process (GO): adherens junction organization; cell morphogenesis; homophilic cell-cell adhesion
Cellular component (GO): plasma membrane; adherens junction; catenin complex
Molecular function (GO): calcium ion binding; cadherin binding
Source: RefSeq, a predicted model, not a curated record